GUCGUUCCUUCUGAUGAAGUAGACGAAUCCAUGACUAUAGAAUCGCUCGGGGAAAAGGAAUGUAUAGUCAAGUAUUUUGAAGAUGAUGCAUAUGGAACCGCCCCUCACAGAGAUAUGAGGAUUUUUGACCCAAACAAAGAACCAUUUAUUACAUAUGGAAAAGAGUAUGGAGCACAGUUCAUAAAUCAUCCUGCGGUAAUAAGAGCACUAGAAUGUCUCCGAAACGGAGAACCACCAGCCGAAUUUAAAUGGGAUUAUUGGAUGCGUCCAGCUGGAUCUCGACGAACAUCUCAAAGCAACUCACCCAACAUUCCUUUACACCGAAUAUCGCUUUAUCCUAAAAAUGUAGAUCCAAUACAAGAAAUGGACAAUGAUACUAAUGAUACUGAAAAACAAUUUCGCUUGUAUGCAUAUCACAUUAACAAUAAGGACAAUUCAGAGAAUACAAGUCACGAUAACACGCAUCAUAAUCCCACAACAGAAUCAACAUUUGAUCACGAUGAUAAUGAAGAGAGUAAGCUGCAGUUGCAUCAACCAGAGAAAGAUACUGAUAAUAAUGAAAAUUUGACGAAAAUAGAGCCAACAGACCAAGAACCUCAAAUUCCCACUCCGUCUGUUCCAAAGAAACCCAAGGCACAGGACCAAGGGUGUCAGACGGAUGCAAUUAUUCUCCCCCAAUUUUUUACAUCACAUCAACCUCAUCAACAAACAGACACUACAAAGCGAACAUACUUCAAAGAUCUGCGAGGGCGUCGUAUGCUUACUCGUUCGCAAACACGAGGAGUGCCAGGUGCAGUUAGUACUAGCCGUUACGUUACUGUAGCACAAAUAACCAGAGACAACAUAAUAGGACAUACAAAUCCAGCAAGGGCAAACAUAACGAAUCACUCGUCAGAUUCAUUACAAGGCACGACCAACAUGGACAUUUCAAAGGAUGGCACGGGUGAAGAUUUAACGACACCACCUGUGCGCAAAGAGAGACGCGGUCGCAAGCCAUGGAAGAAGAAGGCGUUAGCAGAGGCGUCUGGCAACAUAAAUACGACAGAACAAUCAGGAAUACAUCAAAAUGAAGUCUCUUCAACAUCUACUGCCCCGAUACAAUCUGAAGUUGUGUACGUAGUUCCAAAGAAGCGCGGCCCUGGAAGACCGAGAAAGAAGCCAAUACCUGAACCGGUCAUCGUUGAACAGAGGAUACCAGUUUCAGAAACCAAUGAACAUGAAGAGGUUUCGGCUUCCUCGGACACUGGCACAACCAUUAUGCGACGGUCGCCCAAACGGCGCCGCGAAACGAGUGUAUCUAGUAAAUCCGAUAAUAAUGACGAUAUUCCUGGAUGUAGAAGGAGAACCAUAAAGAAAAAACAAGCAGUCAAGGUGCCAUGGUAUAGACGACGUCGUUUGCUUCCGAUAGAAGCUUUACCGGCAGACGAUCAAAGGACAUUAGCCAUGUUUGACUUUAUUAAAUCUGAUGUUAGCGCCGAAGAAUUGGAGGGACUAUAUCAAAAAGCAUAUAAAUAUAUGAAAGAUUUGAAAAUUGAGUACAGAAGCUUAAAAGCACAAGAGAGGAAACUAACCAAGCAGAUCAAUGCUCGAAUCAGAGAAAAUUCAAUAUCGAUGAGAAGGGUCAGCCCCGGUCCAGUCUCACCUUUGACCCACAGCCCUUGA
Molecule: messenger RNA, 1662 nt
Organism: Paraglomus occultum
Lineage: Eukaryota; Fungi; Glomeromycota; Glomeromycetes; Paraglomerales; Paraglomeraceae
Source: the annotation of a GenBank genome assembly